UGCUGGAGGAAUGGGCAGUUUCCCUAUUUUAUACUCUCCUGAUAUAAAACGUGUUCAUUAUACCAGUGUCUGUGUGCGGCAGUACUGCUACUUCCAGUGUGAGGAACUGAGGAGACUGAGUAUAACAAAGGGCUUGUUCUGGGGUCUUCUGUUCUCUGAAACCUGCAUUUCCAGUACCUGUGAUAUCUCUGUGGAAUCCAUCCCGAGGGCUUUAUUCCUAACCUUCUGGACAAAAAAGAAGCAGGAUUCCCACUAACAAUAUCAGAAGUCAUAAAUGAUGAGUCUCACAGGAGAGAAACCGCAUCUGUGCUCUGAGUGUGACAAAAGCUUUACAUAUAAAUCAAAGCUUCUCACACAUCAGAGGAGUCACACAGGAGAGAAACCAUUUACAUGUUCUGAAUGCAGCAAGUGUUUUAUCCAGAAGUCACAUCUUGUUAUACAUCAGAUGAUUCACACAGGAGAAAAGCCAUUUAAUUGUUCUGAAUGUAACAAGCGUUUUCCAGAGAAGAAGCAACUCGUUAGACAUCAGAGGAUUCACACUGGGAAUAAAACAUUCAAAUGCUCUGAAUGUAACAAUUGUUUUACCGAGAAGCAACAACUUGUUAUACACCAGAGGAGUCACACAGGAGAGAGACCAUUUAAAUGUUCUGAGUGUAGCAAGUGUUUUAUUGAGAAGAAAUGGCUUGUUAUACAUCAGAGGAAUCACACAGGAGUGAAACCAUUUAAAUGUUCAGAAUGUAGCAAGUGUUUUUCCCAUAAGGCACCCCUUGUUAGACAUCAGAUGAGUCACACAGGAGAGAAACCAUUUACAUGUUCUGAAUGCAGCAAGUGUUUUUCCCGAAAGUCACAUCUUAUAACACAUCAGAAGAUUCAUACAGGAGAGAAGCCUUUUACAUGCUCUGAAUGUAAAAAGUGUUUUAGUGAGAAGCAGCAACUUCUUACACAUCAGAGGAGUCACACAGGAGAGAAGCCAUUUAAAUGCUCUGAAUGCAACAAGUGCUUUUCCCAAAUGGCAAAUCUUAUAAUACAUCGAAAGAUUCACACAGGAGAGAAGCCAUUUAAAUGUUCUGAAUGCAGCAAAUGUUUUUCCCAAAAGGCAUCUCUUGUUAUACAUCAGAGGAGUCACACAGGUGAGAAGCCAUUUAAAUGCUCUGAAUGCAGCAAGUGUUUUAGAGAAAAGCAACAACUUGUUAUACAUCAGAGUAUUCACACAGGAGAGACUCAGUAAGUUCUGUAAAUGAGGAAAGUUUUUUUUUAUAGAAAGAUAACACCUAUUAAUCACAUGAGGAGUCACUCUGAGGGCCUUAAUAUAUCAUGUGUUUCUUAAGUAAGUUACUUGUGUGACUUCAAUAUUGUUACAAAUUAAGCCAUUUUAAUUUUCUGAAUGUGACAUGUUUUAUAUAAAUUAAUCUUGCUAAAUAGCGGAGAGGAGAUACUUCUACAGUGGAUCCUCAGCAUCAGUGUAAUGUAAUAAACAAUGUGUAUGAUGAAACCA
Messenger RNA from Pseudophryne corroboree (corroboree frog), 1495 nucleotides. Its product is annotated as zinc finger protein 84-like. The transcript is spliced from 2 exons. Bases 275 to 1228 code for a protein of 317 amino acids. The record is from RefSeq and is a predicted model, not a curated record. Lineage: Eukaryota; Metazoa; Chordata; Amphibia; Anura; Myobatrachidae.